Sphaeroforma arctica JP610 is the source of this 2071-nucleotide messenger RNA. RefSeq names its product serine/threonine protein kinase. Gene Ontology annotation, molecular function: ATP binding; protein kinase activity. Lineage: Eukaryota; Ichthyosporea; Ichthyophonida. The coding region runs from base 207 to 1256 and encodes 349 amino acids. Gene Ontology annotation, cellular component: cytoplasm; spindle pole; centrosome. The transcript is spliced from 2 exons. The record is from RefSeq and is a predicted model, not a curated record. Gene Ontology annotation, biological process: regulation of cytokinesis; protein phosphorylation; mitotic cell cycle.
ACAGGUGGAAAGAAGUCGCUAUUCUCCGGAGAAUUUGUCAUCCCAAUGUGGUCAAAGUAUACGAUGUAUAUGAGACCGAUUACCACGUUCACAUCAUCCAGGAGUAUUGCUCCAAAGGCAGUCUAUUCAGAGAGGUAAAAUUCAGGCAGCGAAGUCUCAGCACGAACACAACAACGCCCUCAAGCUCAACCAAUUCUACGGAUACAAUGAACUUUAAGAAAAUUGCAUCAGUUGGAGACGUACCGCUGGUAUUCAAAAGAGCUGUACAGCCUCCAAACAAUUCACAAAUUCAUACCUCGCGCCCAAUGGUCAAUUUAGACAAAUCGAGGACGGCGUCUUCGAAGUCCGCUACUGGCGAUGGCCCACUGGUGCACGUUGACAAAGUAAGCGAUUCAGAAAUCGACAUUAAGGUGUCGAGGCCGGACUCUAGUCAAACAUUACAGCCGUCGUUUAAAGGUGCAAAGCGCGAGAAGAGUGUUCAAAACUUUGCGGCUAUGUUAGAGUCCGAGCAUAUGACAAGCGAAGAGUUACAAUCAUACCUCAUGCAGAUAGCCGUAACAAUCGCCUUUUUACAUAAGCACGGCAUCGUCCAUGGUGACAUUAAACUCGAGAAUAUUGUGAUUACGGAUACCGGAAUAGCCAAGCUUAUUGAUUUUGGUAUGGCUGUAGAUACAGAUGCUAGACGCAAAUCAAUAAUUUUCAAUGGCCAUGAUAAACCAGAGGGUGGGACCCUCGGUUACAGUGCACCCGAGCAUGUCACGCCUAGAUCUGGUAUCAACACUGACGGGAGCGAGCAGAGUCAGAGUAAUAGUACGCGCGGGGACAAGAUACAUUCACUUCCAUCAUUUGGAGAUAUGGUGACCGGUUUCAUCGACGGAGGUUCCAGCGAUGCCGCUGCUGUGGAUGCGUGGGCGUUUGGGGUCGUCGUGUUUACCUCACUUCUGGGCAAGAAGCCGUGGACCGUAGCGACACAAAAAGAUCCUAGCUUCCGGCGGUACAUGAAGUCUGGCUUUAGUGCGGAGGAUAUGGAGUGUGUACCAGCGGACCUGAGGACUAUGUUGACCCGCCUAUUGAAUAUCAAUGUCGAGCGACGGUAUACCAUGGAAAAUGCCGUGACCUGCAUGCAACAAGUUUGGGGAUUCGAGCACGUGCCAGAUGAAGACGACGCGUUCGUAAAUCCGGCAGAAGGCAAUCUACUGGGCGAUCUGAUCUUGGAAAGUGGCAAGAGGAUGCUUGCGAUGUUUUAUGAGGGAUAGGACUAUCGCAAAUAUAUUGAGUUUUUUAAUACCCCCAUACAGCGUUGUCAGAUAUCUAGCUAUUUUUAUCUCCCAUGGAAGAUUUUCUGUGCACACCCUGACGAUUACCAUUCCUGUACGGCGAUGAACUGGGCGAUAAAACAGCAAUUUGUGGUAGCCCAUUGCUGCACUUUAGCGGUACAAGUAAUUUUUUCUUCUUCUUCAAAAUGUGCCUUUAUGACGAACCACAUACUCGACAUCAACGUAUUACAUAGUAGGGUGCGAAGACUCGCCAAAGCCGCCUCUCAUGUUGAAUAUGCCAUUUUGGUAGCCGGUUUCAACAGCACAAGUAUAUCUACACGAGUGUUGUUUGAGAAUCCGAAAAAGUGCACACCCGCGAACCACACAUCUGAGCUUCUAGACUGUCGUCUUCAGCGUCUGAGGUAUGAGGAGUGAAACAAUAUUGAGAAAUUAUUCCUCAUGGAAUACGCAGAUACGUAGACCUCUUUGCCUUAAAACGAACAAAGUCCGUUUAAGACCAAACAUAGUUCCACUGCGCUACACCUGGAGAGGACAUCGACAGCCUAUAGUAGAAAACAACGCAGGUAUCAAACUAUCAACGUGAAAUGAAAUACCACCUCAGGGUGAGAAACGUGUAUUUUGCUCCCAGUCAGGUGGUCAUUUCGCCGUGUCCAAAUUAAAGGUUUUGUAUUUUCAGAGCUUUUACAACCCAGUGUGGCAGUCCUCAUCAAGUACCAUGUGAGCACAUGUAUCUGAUUUUCCUGGUUUUUUAAUCCUAUUGCAUAGCAUAUAAUAAACCGCAUCAAUGAACGAGG